UGCCAAUCUCCUGGGCCUUCCAGAAAAUGCCUGCUGAUAGAGUGCGAAUGACCGAUAUCGACGGUCUGUUUCACUAGUGAAUUGGCACCUGCGCCUGUUACUAAAUUGACGAUGUCCCUGCGGGUGCUCACGCUGGCAUAUUGUCGUUAGUGUUAGACACUUCGCUCCUUAGUAAAUCUACACCCAAGUCUGAAGAGAGAAAACUCUCUCUUACACUAUUAAUGUAAAUAUGCAAGGAAAGAAUGUUCUGUUCCCACAAUAAACAAUUUUCUAACAUUUAACCAUUAACAAAGUUAGUUGUUUAUACUGUACAAUGCUAGCCAAGUCCACAGAUGCAGAAAUAACUCUUUGGAGAUGGAAUCUCAUGAAAAAUUAAGAGGAGACAUUUUUGUUCGGCAUGAAGCUACAUGAUAUUCUGUAAUCCAGACAUUUAAUUCUGUUUUUCUUGCAAUGUAGAAUGUAGCAAAGAUUUCUGUAGUCUUCAUUCUGUGCUUAAAUACUUCCCAACAGAUUCCACACAUGCUCAGGAUCACAUCAAGCGAAGCUUCUAGCAAUCUCCAUAGAAAGUCUGGCCAAUAUUGGCAGCAGAAUUCACAAUGUUGGGGGUCGGGGCAGUUCCCUAUUGCAUUAAUUAGCCAGUCCGUAUGAGUAGAGGAAAAUCCACACAGACAUAGGGAGAAUAUACAAACUCCUUAUAUAUAGAGAGUGCCCUGGUCAGAAUCAUAUUCAUGCACUGCAAGGCACAGUGUGUUUUCCUCAAGGCCAAGAUACAGUUGCAACCCAUGUGCCUCCAGCAGUGGUAAUUGCACAUCAUUCAUGGCCACGGUUUGCUUCCAUUAUUGUUCUGUUCCUGCUGGAGAUUUGAAAUUCUAAUCCCAAACUAUAAAAUAAGCCAAUGUCACACCAUACUUUAAAUAUUUGACGUAGUUCAAUCAGUGUUUUGCUAUUUUUACCAAAUCACCCAAUUCACACAGUUAUUCCAAUGGGUAUUGUCUAAGGAUCAUCCAGAAGCUCUGGACAACUGAGCGCGACAAUUUUUUGUUCCCAGAUGAUGCCAUUUUUACAUUUUUUACAUUUUAAAAGUUCAUUUAUUUGCAUGCAUUGUCUCUCCCCGCCUUUAUUGUGCCGGCUUAUUUUUCUGUUGUGUUUUUCCAUUAAAUAUGCUUAGCUUCUUGUUGUGAUUCUUCUGGAUCUUUUCUAGCCUGAAGGAUUCUAGCCUUCUGCAUUACCAAGCAGUUCUGCAUCUGAACUACUGUGAAAUCAGCAAGCACAAAACACUGGAACAUACAGAGAGCUGGACUCAGACCACAUUGCUGCAGCCACCAUAAAGGAGCAAAGGUUUUUAGAAACAAGCCAUCUGACCCCAAAUCUGUAAGUCCAGGCGCCACAAUAGGGAGUGAAAAGAGCAGAGAGGAUGAUGGGUUAGAAGCUCAAUCACAAGGAUUCCACAGGCAAGUGACAACAUAAAACAAGGAGUAAGAAUUCUUCAUCCAACAAAGAAGUUUACUGAUGUGGAAUGUAAAGAUCUCUUUUCAACCAUGAAACGGUUACCCAGUCACCAUCUAGAUGUGAGUUUUUUCCCUCGCUUCCUUGGCCUGUGUAGAAAAUACCGUUCUCCUUCUCCGCUUCCAGGAUCUCCUCCAAAGGGACAGCUACGCCUGCGCUCCCCUCCUGGAGUUUUUGUGUUUAUUGGCAUCUUCCUUGUAUUAACAGGCCUGAUAGUGGCUGUUGUUGGCUACUGGCCUCAGAGAACUAGCAGUGCUUCCCCAACAAUUAUUCCACCACAUCCAAGACCACAUGCUGAGAGGUUGAAGUUGAUAGGUCCAGUCAUCAUGGGAGUAGGGUUAUUUGUGUUUAUUUGCGCUAACACACUUCUUUAUGAAAACCGAGACACAGAAACAAGGAGGCUUCUUCAAAAUAGCAUGGUCAUGCCAAGACCAACUAAUGUGACUUUAACUGCCAAUCAAAGGGGGCAAAUACCACUGCAGAGGCCAUGGGGAGAAAGCUCUGGAGAGAUGGACAAUAGACGUAAUAUUUUAAUUCGUGCACAGCUUUUGUGUCCCCCCAUUAAUGACUUAUCUGUGUCUCUAGUGAGCAUCCACUCUGAUCCUUGCAUUUCACAACUUGGGAAUGGAUGGAAACAGAAGAAGGAAGCAGUCACCAGAAGCUAUAGCUCUUCAGUGAAGAUAGAUAUGGCAGAUGUGGAACAAGUAAAGGGGAGUUUAGAGGUGCCAGACAUAGGACGAAAAAGUAAAAGUUGGCCAAGGCUGGAGGAAUGUAAUACAAAGCCGAAACAUUCCAAGGAAAAAAAGCUGGACGUUGGGGAAAGAGAGAGCAGCCAAGAGACUGUGCCAGAAAUGGCCUAGAUAAUUGAAAGGGUUAGGAAUGGAAUUUAAAAAUCACCAGGUGCCCAAUCCAGAGGAUUAGAGAGGUCAUGGUGAGUGAGGACAAGGGGAUGUUCCACCAUAUAGUGGUAAACUAUUACUCAUGCCCUGAGACUCCCCCAUCUAAACACCAUUUCACACACAUAUGCACCUUUUCCCUUAAACAUAAUGGUGAUAUAUUCAGAGAUCGCAGCCUCCUGUAAAGUGACAUAACUUUCUUUUAUACAAUCUUUUCCUGUGACCACAAAGUCACAAAAUGGGGAGACGGGACACUGAAUGUGAAGGUUUUAUGCUUGGAUCCUUGUUUGCUUUUUGGUUAAAUGUGUUUGGACAAUUUAUAAUAAAUUGAUCGAUAACCUCAUUUUUUUUCAUUUUCCCCAUCGCCGUUUGGUUAUAUAAUGUAUAUUACCUCCCAGUCAGUGCAGCCACCCCAAAGCCAGUGCUGUAACCAAUCAACCGAAAUCCUGCUUCCUUAUAUUUAAACACUUUUCAUUCUCAGCCAAUGCUCAGUUUACAGACAAUUUAAAGUAAUAAUAUUCCUAUAUCUUGGUCCAUAAGACAUAGCUCUCCCUCACAUUCUGUUUGCUUUGGACAAAAGCAGAAAAAGUAUUUUGGCUUUCAGGGAGUUAAAUUGUGAGCCCAGGACCCCAGCAUCUGGAGGAGGAAUUAAGAUUAGAUCCAGAUGUGGAGAACCGCACUGCCCCUCCCUGCACACCCAAGUCCAUGGAUAAUGUGCUUCAAGCUCAGACUGUCUCACAGCUGAUUUCUUACCAGAAAAUGCCUAGAAUCAGGCACGGGCGGCUUCAUGAGUUUCACUACAACUCCCAGCAUGCAAUGACAGCCUCAGGCUAUAAGUCAUCGUUUAAAGUUUGCUUUUGAAUUUACUUUCAUUGUGCUCCAGACCUGUUCCACGCACCGUUUCAAUUGGUCUUCAGUAUUUAUUUUGUGUGUGUGUGUGUGUGUGUGGUUUUUUUUUUCAUUAACCUACUGAUCUACAUUUUUCAGACAGCAACUAAAAAUGCUAUCUGGUUGAAGAGUGCAUAGACCCUAGCAACCAAAUAAUAAAUUGACUGUGCAACUU
Messenger RNA from Xenopus laevis (African clawed frog), 3465 nucleotides. RefSeq lists its product as uncharacterized. The record is from RefSeq and is a predicted model, not a curated record. The transcript has 3 exons. Bases 1539 to 2366 code for a protein of 275 amino acids. NCBI's taxonomy places the organism in Eukaryota, Metazoa, Chordata, Amphibia, Anura, Pipidae.